Molecule: messenger RNA, 2572 nt
Organism: Labrus mixtus (cuckoo wrasse)
Lineage: Eukaryota; Metazoa; Chordata; Actinopteri; Labriformes; Labridae
Product: complement receptor type 2-like
Exons: 16
Coding region: 141-1754 (537 amino acids)
Biological process (GO): negative regulation of complement activation, classical pathway
Cellular component (GO): membrane
Molecular function (GO): complement binding
Source: RefSeq, a predicted model, not a curated record
UUUAAGCCACGCCCAUUUCCGGCUAGGCGUCUUAACAGUUAACAGGAAAGAUCACCAUUGUGAACGCAGCAGCUACCACAGCGACACUUCUGACUUACAGCUAGUUUGAAAUGGCUCUUUGACUCCAGCCAAAUCCCAUCAUGGCUGUCUGUCUCGUCUUUCUACUCAGCAGUCUUGGCCUUGCUAUUACUGCUCAAGCUCAAGACUGUACCAAGCCUGUUCCAGAACCCAACAUGACUUUAAAGGACAAAGACAUAGUUUUGCAAGAAUUCCCAGAUGGGACCAAAGUAACUUUUAUCUGUGGAGUUGGCUACCAGUCUGCAGGAGGGUCUGGAGCCAGUACUUGUUCUGCUGGGAAUUGGAGUCUUGUGAAGCUGCAAUGCGAGAGGAAAAACUGUGGUGCACUUGACGCUGUAAUAAAUGGUGAAAUAACUUACCCUACAUCAACCCUGUUUGGUGAUACAGCGGUGGUAAAGUGCAACGCUGGAUACAUACUGGUUGGUGGAGGUACAAUCCGCUGUGGAGACAAAGGUUGGUUGGACAGGUUGCCUGUAUGUGAAGUGUCGACCUGUCGUCCACCACCUGCGAUAGCUAAUGGCACAUUCUAUCCAGAAAAAGACGAGUAUGAAUACAACGAAGUUGUGCGUUACACCUGUCAGAAGGAUUUCACUCUCAGUGGAUUCAAAUCAGUCUCCUGUUCAGAAGAUGGAACAUUUACACCUGCAGCUCCAACAUGUAUAAAGGUUCAAUGUGAUGCACCAAAUAUCGACAAUGCCGACUUUACUGCAGGUUCUCGGUAUCCUUACAAACACCAAUCUACAGUGACACAUCAGUGCAGAACUGGAUAUAUGAUGAUAGGACAACAAACCUCUGUCUGUGGAAUAGAUGGCGAGUGGUCACCUAAACUUCUGGAAUGUCAACGGAAAAACUGUGGUGCACUUGACGCUGUAAUAAAUGGUGAAAUAACUUACCCUACAUCAACCCUGUUUGGUGAUACAGCGGUGGUAAAGUGCAACGCUGGAUACAGACUGGUUGGUGGAGGUACAAUCCGCUGUGGAGACGCAGGCUGGUUGGGCAUGUUGCCUGUAUGUGAAGAGGUUCAAUGUGAAGCACCAAAAAUCAACAAUGGCGACUUUACUGCAGGUUCUCGGUAUCCUUACAAACGCAAUGCUACAGUGACACAUAAGUGCAGAACUGGAUAUAUGAUGAUAGGACAACAAACCUCUGUAUGUGGAAUAGAUGGCCAGUGGUCACCUAAACUUCUGGAAUGUAAACCUAAAAACUGUUCCAAACCUGUCGGAGGACUCAACAUGAAUUUGAAGGACAGAAAUAUGCCCACAUUCCCACAUGGAACGAGCGUUACGUUUGUCUGUGAUGCUGGCUACGAGUCAUUAGGCUCUACAGUCAUUACCUGUACUACGGGGAAUUGGAGCCCUGUGAUGCUGAAAUGCAAGAAAUUGUCCACCCCAACUACGACAGCCAAGCCAGGUGGAGAGGAGGGUAAUGGUGGUCUAGGGAAAGGCAACGGUGGAAGCAGCACUGCUAAAACUGUGGGGAUUAUUAUUGGAUGUGUUGCAGUUCUCAUCGUGACCGUUCUCGUAAUCUGUUAUUUCAAGAAAAAGAAAAAGAAAAACUUUCAGAAAGGCACUGAUGAAUAUGAGACUACAGGUGACGGAGACUCUGUGGAGCUCCAGAGUGGUAAGCACAGCGCUGCUGUUGGUCCAACAUUACUGAAUGUGAAAACGUCUGAUUAAGAAGAGGAUCGUCACUGGACUAGUCAUCGAAUGUAUUUGUGCUAUCCAUGUCCAUGUUGAUUGCGCAGGCUCAUGGAAAGUGUUUCCGCAGAAAGACUGAGAUUAUGAAUCCUCAGCAGAACAAGCUCAAGCCUUAGCGAAUGCUCGAGGGGGGCUUCUCUGAUCAUUUACAUUUUAGCACGUCGCUCAAAACGCCUUCAUUUUAGUCUUGUAUAUUUCAAUAGAGCGAUGCCUUGUAAGCCCUCUACAUCAUCAUAACAGUUUUUCAUUGUCAGUAAUUAUGAAGGAGUGAGACCUCAUGGCCCGGUUGUUCAAAAGUAUUCCUACAGGAUUAGAGCUAUCGGAUUGGACCAGAACUUGGUUAUUAGAUAAGAUCAGUGAUCAAAUCCUGUCUUUUUAUCCGGAUCAAACCCCGAGCUUGAGUUCUUCAAAACUCUGAAGAAGGAUCCAGAUUACUUUUGAGCACAUAAAAUCUGUAUUAUCCUGAUUCCAGCAGAGGUCUUAAAAACCAUAACAUUUGUGAAACAACACAAAGUUCUUAGAGGGGAGUGGAUAUUUGAAGACAUGAUUGAUUCUAUAAAAGUCUAUAUCCAGAACAGCUUGAUCCAAUACUGUUUUACUUUGAGGAAAAAACUGGACAAACCUGAGUUGGUUCUGGAAAAAUGGAUUUCCAAGCCCAGCUCAUUUUUAUCUGGAUUGAACCUUUUGAUCAACCGGGCCCAAUAUUAUUAAAGAGACAUAUACUUGCACUAAAGCACGCAGAUCAGCUCAACUUUGCCAAUACUGCACAUUUACACAAUGACUUAAAAGAAGAAAAA